UGUCCCCCCCGAGGCAGCAGCGCCAUGGUGAAGCAGUCGGACCGAGCCCCGCUGCUGGACUGGGAGGAGAUCCCCCCGCCGCCCGACCCCAGCCAGGCGGGCCCGCUGCAGCCGCCGCCGCUGACAGAGGACGCUCCGGAGGGGAAAAGUUCGCAGGCACCCGGCGGGACCGCGCCCGGUUCUGGGUGGGGCACCACAACAAAAGCCAAGGUCUGCAGCCCAUCCAAGGCGGUCACAGCUGUUGUUGCCGGCGGGGUCCGGAGCCCAGGCCGCCCGCUGACAGAUCCCCGCGGGCCGGGGUGGACUCGUCCGGAGCCUCUGGGAGCGGAUCAUCGUGUUCUCUUCCCCGGCCUCUCGGUGAGGGAUCAGUGGGAGGAGAAGGACCAGAUCGUGGCUGUGUUCGUGGUCACGUUUGAUACGAGAUCAGGGAACAUGGUGGAGUGGUGCCUGCCUCACGACGUCAACCUUGACGGAGUGGAAUUCAAGUCGAUGGCCAGUGGCUCUCACCGGAUCAACAGUGACUUCAUUUAUUUCCGUAAAGGCUGUUACUUCGGCCUGGCCUGCUUCGCCAACAUGCCUGUGGAGAAUGAGCUGGAGAGGGGGGCGAGGAUGAAGUCUGUGGGGAUUCUGUCUCCGUCCUACACCCUGCUCUACCGCUACAUGCACUUCCUGGAGAACCAAGUCCGACUCCAGUUGAAGUGUCCAGGCCAGUACUCUCCACUGGAGGCCUUCUACGAGGACAAGAAGGCCGUCCUUCCACCGACAGGAAAUGGCCUGGUCACGGCUUGUCCGACCUGGAGUGUCACCACCAUCAACCGCUGCAUGCACCCGGAAAUGAAGAUCACCCACCCUGCGGGCUGCAUGUCCCAGUUCACCCAGUUCUUUGGGGAGCAGAUCAUGGUGCUGUGGAAGUUUGCGUUGCUGAGGAAACGUCUCCUCCUCUUCUCCCCUCCGCCUGUAGGUGUGGUCUGCUACAGGGUUUACUGCCUUUGCUCCCUGGCCAACGUGUCUCUACCUGGAGUCGGCGUCUCUGUGCCUGAGUUGCGUCCGUUCUUCUACAUCAACAUAGCCGACAUCCCCACGCUGGAAACGGAGAUGUCAUAUGUGGCCUGUACCACAGAGAAGAUCUUCGAGGAGAAGAAGGAGCUGUACGACGUCUACAUCGAUAACCAGAAUGUGAAAACACACAGGCCCCACCUGCAGCCGCUGCUCCGGCUGAACGCGGCGGACAGGGAGAAGUACAGGAAACUGAGUGAGCAGAGACAACUGCUGCUGUACUCGCAGGAGGUGGACGGAGACUGCACGUCUAACGAGGAGGAUCUUUUCAUCCUAUUCUUCAUGGAGCUGAACAACCGCAUCUUCCAGACCCUGUCCGAGGUGGCAGGGAGCUCCGACCCCACCCUGACCGCUGAUCACGUGAGAGCCAUGGGGCUGGAUCCCCAGUGUGACCGCUCCUUCCUGGUCGACCUGCUGGAGGUGUACGGUAUCGACGUCGCCCUGGUCAUAGAUAACCUCUGUUGCUCCUGAGCCCCCCCCCCCCCUUCUCCUCACUCAGCCUGGGAAUCUCAGGACAUCACUGGAUUAUCUGUGCCUUCAAGGCCCACGCACACCAAGACACUGAAGACACUGCCUCCACCCUGGGGCUUCAUCUGUCGCCUGCUGUACUCUGCUGGGUGUGUGUUACCCCCCCCCCCCCCCCCCGUGUUUGUGUCUCAUCUGACCUGUAGAGACCGUUUCCAGCCGGUGUGUGUAAAAAAGGACACUGAGCGUUGAUGCGCCUGUUCACGGGGGAGGAUCAAUUCCUGCCCGGCAGACAGCGCACGCCCCUUAGAGCCUUCCACCUCUUCCAUCACUUCUGUGACUCCUUGUCUGCUCUUGACUGACUCAGAUUCCCAGCUCACGUGGCUAGGCUUUAAGCACUGGAAAACAUAAACCUGUCUGGAUAGGGCCUGGUCAUCGCAGCAGGACGCUCAGCCGCUCUCUGGUGCCCCCCCGUCAAAGAAAGUGACACAUUCACAGUCCUCCAGCUUCGGUCGUCACUUGCGCUUUCUCCGGAGAACACAUUCACAUGAUUUGGACAAGUUUUUAAAAGCCAGGGUUUAAUUUGAGUCCUUCAAAAACCUUUUGUUUGAAAUUCCUAGCCACCGUGACGUGUGACAAAUUCAACGACGUCAGAUCCUCUGCUGUUAUACCAUACGUGGGUGUUGGAGAUAUGUUCCUUGCUCUUGUGAAGCUACUCUUUGAAAGCUUUGUGACCACUUAAUUUGCCUUUUCAAAAAAAAGAAAGCAAUAGGAGUCUGUGUCGGCUGAAGGUAUCGGCCUUUUUUCAUGUAGAUGCAGACGCACAGUCGUUGCUGAAAACCUCUUUUUCAUUAAGUAUAAUUACUCUGAAGGGAAAAGCUGUUAUAAAUACUUCCAUCACUUCGAUGCACCUUCAACACGAGUGUCUCUGUUUGAUCCCAGUUCCAGUCAAAGCUUUGUCGGGGGUGUUUUGUCGUGUGUUGUGUCUCUUACUUGGAAAAAGGACUGAUUAAUGAAUGUGUCUCUAUAACACUUAACUUAUCAUGAAUGCUGCACCAAGUUCACCACUGGACUGUUUCCUGCUGCGCACAGUGAUCAUGCUUAACUGUAAUGUGUGUGUUUUUUAUUAAGAUGCUAUGUUUAUGAGCCAGCAAGUGGUCGUGUAGUCAAGGAUUAUUUUGUGUAAUUUUUGUGUGUGUGUUGUUGCAAAACUGUAUCCAGGCUUCCACUGUACACAGAGUCUGGUUGGAUAUCUCUAGUGAUCCCAGUGGAUGAAGAGUCCUUGAUGGAGCCGUUUGGAGUUUCCUUGUUUGUCAGCCUCAAACAGCUCCCCCUCUUCUUGUCUGCAUUCGUGACAAAGACUCCUUUGUGUUUUUUGUUUUUUUUUAGAUCUGCUAAUGUCAUGUUUAGGGCUGAGCUGGAAGCUUUGACUCCUCCUCUACGGGUGCAUUCACAGAAAGGCCCCUGUCUGUUCCCGCUGAGGGCUUCUCUGGGUUCUUUUCAUCGCGGCCCCUUUCAGAGGCUCCGGCUCCAGAGACGGGCCAACUGUGUGUUUGUGAAGGCUGCUGGCAGACCCGGUUGUGUUCGUCCAUCUCAUUGUCAGAGUGAUGAUCUGUUCCACAUUGGAACACAUGAGGAAGUCGUCGAUGCCUCGUAUAUAUAUAUAUUCAGUGCAGUGGUUCUCAACCUUGUCGUGGGCCCCCUGAUGGACACUGUCAUUCCCUCCGCCAAGGUUACGUCUGCGAUUGUCUGUUAGGAAUGAACACAUGAAAUACUUUGAUCCGGAUCAGGGGACGAAUCCAGCAGUUUUAUUUGUAUUGCUUUCUCUAAAAUUCCGAGAUAGGUGCAGUGUGACAUUUUGUCCAGAGCCAAUUUGAAAGAAUGUGGAUCUAGUGAAUUUAAAUGCGGUUUUACAAAGUGACAGUUGGGCCUUGGCGGAGGUAGUGAAUACUUGGUAAUGUGUCCUCUGAGGAAGAACACUGGAGAAAAGCCUAAUUGUUAUUCCGACAAAAAAAUAGUCCCCAAAGUAUUUCGUUUUUUUUUAAAUGUCACAUUCUAAACAGGCUCUUCCAGGGGCCACAGGUUGAGAAUUGCAAAUUGUAUAGUCUGUACUUUGAGAAAAGAAAGUGUUGUGUAUAUGAAAGAAAAGGACACUUGUGCUUUGUUGUUUCAAUGGGGCCUUAAAAGACAUGUGACCUUCUCACGUCAAAGCAGCGAGCGACUCACUCGGCAUUAUUUGUUGAAAGAUUAAGUUCGUUGUUCCGAGCUCCUCUGAAUGUCCUUACUGUCUCCAGUGGAACCUGUCGCCUCUUGUUUGCUCGUCAGGGGACAUGUUUUCUUAUCUCCGACAGUGUUUGCUCUACAGGUGUACGUUUGAUGUAAAAAAAACAAAAGGGAACGUACACACCACGUUGCCACUGUAUAAAAUGCCUUCUGUGUGGAGUCGCCUGCAGCCGGGCAGCAGCCGAGCGAAUCCGCUUGUACAGCGCGUCACUACUGAUUGUCAGAGACAGCAGACGUAUUGCACACAUGCAGCAGCACAUCCAAAUAGUUGUAACCGUUUAUCUUCUCGAUUGUAACGUGAUUCAAAGUUUAUUCAAAGAAUAACGAGUAAGUCUUCACCUUUUACUAAUGUGAAAUCCUGUCAGUAAUAAUGUACACGUCAACUCAAUAGCAUGAGCAACUGUUAAAUUCACUGUACUGCCAUCGUAAGACAAUAAAACACUGAUACUGGUUAA
This is a messenger RNA of Platichthys flesus (European flounder), 4259 nucleotides long. RefSeq names its product DENN domain containing 11 (gene dennd11). The record is from RefSeq and is a predicted model, not a curated record. Bases 25 to 1527 code for a protein of 500 amino acids. Lineage: Eukaryota; Metazoa; Chordata; Actinopteri; Pleuronectiformes; Pleuronectidae. Gene Ontology annotation, cellular component: cytoplasm. The transcript has 9 exons.